AUGUCUGUGGUGGGGUAUCAUAAAGGAGAGGUGUGUCCAUCACACCGCUUUCAACCAAUCCCGCCCGGCAACCAGGGCCCUCUCAUCAAGAUCCUCGCGCUUCCCGAAGCGACAAGUGUGCUGGAAGCACCACACGCUCCAGGUUCGAUGAGAUGA
Messenger RNA from Parastagonospora nodorum SN15, 156 nucleotides. RefSeq lists its product as hypothetical. Lineage: Eukaryota; Fungi; Ascomycota; Dothideomycetes; Pleosporales; Phaeosphaeriaceae. The coding region runs from base 1 to 156 and encodes 51 amino acids. The record is from RefSeq and is a predicted model, not a curated record. The transcript has 2 exons.